GUCCACUCAGAACUGAUAACAGAACUCCUAAUAGCUACUGCAGAACAACCUGUUGCGAUCAUGCGGUUUGUCUGGUUUUGCGUUUUUGUUUCUGCUUUCACCGGCGGCUUUGUAACCGAACAAUCUCCUCCGCCUCCCGGUAGCUAUCAAGAAGUCCCGGUGAACCGUACCGAUGUUUUAGAAGCGGCGCAGUUUGCUGUGGAUGAAUUCAACAAAGCCAACACAGAAGACAUGUUUAAUUACGCAAUUUUGGACAUAACAUCGGCUGAAGUUCAGGUUGUCGGAGGAUUUAACUACUUCCUGGAAAUGCUCCUGGGACGUACAACGUGCAAGACUGGCAACGCUGCUGCUGUUAAAGGCAACGCUGCUGCUGUUAAAGGCAACGCUGCUGCUGUUAAAGGCAACGCUGCUGCUGUUAAAGGCAACGCUGCUGCUGUUAAAGGCAACGCUGCUGCUGUUAAAGGCAACGCUGCUGCUGUUAAAGGCAACGCUGCUGCUAACGACUGUGAUUCCAACUCUGAACCCAAGGCAAGUGAACUUAAGUGCACCUUCACCGUUAAUGAAGUCCCUUGGGAAGAUUCACGUGUCCUUUUUCAAAAGGAAUGUAAAGUCAACCACUGA
Messenger RNA from Etheostoma spectabile (orangethroat darter), 621 nucleotides. Its product is annotated as cystatin-D. The record is from RefSeq and is a predicted model, not a curated record. Gene Ontology annotation, cellular component: vesicle; cytoplasm. NCBI's taxonomy places the organism in Eukaryota, Metazoa, Chordata, Actinopteri, Perciformes, Percidae. Gene Ontology annotation, molecular function: cysteine-type endopeptidase inhibitor activity. The coding region runs from base 61 to 621 and encodes 186 amino acids. The transcript has 3 exons.